Messenger RNA from Paramisgurnus dabryanus, 1756 nucleotides. RefSeq names its product solute carrier family 35 member A1 (gene slc35a1). NCBI's taxonomy places the organism in Eukaryota, Metazoa, Chordata, Actinopteri, Cypriniformes, Cobitidae. Gene Ontology annotation, biological process: pyrimidine nucleotide-sugar transmembrane transport. Gene Ontology annotation, molecular function: pyrimidine nucleotide-sugar transmembrane transporter activity. The record is from RefSeq and is a predicted model, not a curated record. Gene Ontology annotation, cellular component: Golgi membrane.
GUGUUUGUGUGUACUGUGCCUGGUUACUCCAGGAUCUUCAUUCCAUUUGUAAAACAGAAAUGCACACAGUCGUAACCAUAGCAAGAUAACUGAUCGAUUAUUACUUUUUUAUUAAUUACUCGAUUAUUAUUUAACCAACAUACACUAAUGGCGAACGAAGUGAGCACGUGGUUCAAGCUCUACUGUCUAAUCGUCAUGACUUUGGUAGCUGCCACAUACACAGUAUCUCUCAGAUACACCAGGACCGUAUCAUCAGUCCUUUACUUCUCCACCACUGCAGUCUGCAUCACUGAGGUCAUCAAACUCUUGCUCAGUCUGGUGAUGCUGGUGAGGGAGACGGGUGAUGUCAUGAAGUGUAAAGCUUCUCUGGUCCAACACAUCUUCAGAAGUCCAAGGGAGCUGCUGAAGCUCAGCGUCCCGUCUUUGGUUUACGCCAUCCAAAACAACAUGGGCUUCGUAGCCUUAAGUAACCUGGAUGCUGCUGUGUACCAGGUGACGUAUCAGCUGAAGAUCCCGUGUACGGCUCUGUGUACCGUCCUCAUGUUGAAUCGCUCUUUGAGUCGUAUGCAGUGGUUUUCUGUCUUUUUGCUCUGCGGCGGCGUCACGCUGGUCCAGUGGACUCCACCUGACUCCACUAAAGUUCAGGUGGAGCAGAAUCCAUUCCUGGGCUUUGUGGCGAUUGCUGUGGCAGUGGUCUGUUCGGGGUUUGCAGGUGUGUACUUUGAGAAGGUGCUGAAGAGUUCAGAUACGUCUCUGUGGGUCCGAAACAUUCAGAUGUACCUGUCGGGUAUAGCUGUGACGUUCAUUGGUGUCAUCGUGACAGACGGGGCUAAAGUAAUGGAGAAAGGAUUCUUUUACGGAUACACGCCCUGGGUCUGCGUGGUGAUCUUUUUGGCGAGUGUUGGAGGAAUGUACACAUCUGUGGUGGUGAAAUACACAGAUAACAUCAUGAAGGGUUUUUCGGCAGCAGCUGCUAUCAUUCUGUCCACCAUAGCGUCUGUGAUUCUCUUCGGUCUGCAGAUCACGAUGACGUUUAUGACAGGAACCACAGUGGUGUGUAUCUCGAUUUACAUGUAUGGACUGCCAAAACAAGACACUAGUAAAACAGCAAGCGCAAACAAAGAGGAAACACAGAAACUCACAUCUGUCUGAUGAGACUUUAAUGAGAAACUGUGAACAUCACUGAAGACUUUCUGAUAGAUCUGUUUACAGCAGAUGAUCACUGAAGACCAUCAGAUCGCUAGAAAACUCAACAUCAUAUCAGAAAGAAGGAAAAGACUUGAGAUUAUCUUUUGAAUGAAGGGUGGGUGCUGUGGAAAUGAACUGGGAAGUGUUUUUUAUCUGUUCGAAUUAUAAUUUCAUUUAAGUGUUUGAAUGUCCAGACUGAUGUUUAUGCCACAAUUGUACACGUGUGUUUAUGAAAGCCUGGUUUAUUACGAAUAUUUAAAAAAAUAUUUCUAUAAGGUGACCCACAUGCGUCUGGAUAUCACUGCGAUAUAAAUGAUCAAUACAAUGUAAAUCUCUCGGGUUAGGGUAUACAUCUUUGUUUAGGACAAUCUCUGAAUGAAUCAAAGGUUUUAUUUAAUUUGGUGAUUUGUAACUGAGGGAUGAACACAUGAGUCUCAAUCCACUGAUGAUAUUAAACAUGCAUAAGGCAUUCAUUUGGACUUCAUGUGGGAACGUGGUUGUGAGGAAAAUAAUGAAUGCAAACAACAUGUAACUGAAUACACGACUACAAAAUAAACAGAAGUUUUAA